AUGGGAAUACGUCCUGCUGAUGUGGAUUUUGCGACUACAGCAACGCCCACUGAAAUGAAGGAACUGUUCGAGCGUGAAGAGAUUCGAAUGCUGCAUAAGCGAGGAGAGGAGCAUGGUACAAUAACAUGUCGUAUAGAUGAUGCGGAAAACUUUGAGAUCACAACGUUGAGAAUCGAUUUGGUGUGCGAUGGACGUCGUGCUGAAGUGCAGUAUACGACCGAUUGGCAGCUGGAUGCUAAUCGACGAGAUUUAACCAUCAAUUCGCUUUUCCUCGAUCUGGAUGGAAACGUGAUCGAUUAUUUUGGUGGCAUAAGAGAUAUCGAGAAGAGACGUGUAGCCUUUGUUGGUAAUGCUGUGCAACGGAUUCAAGAAGAUUAUCUCCGAAUUUUA
This is a messenger RNA of Ostertagia ostertagi, 390 nucleotides long. The record is from the annotation of a GenBank genome assembly. NCBI's taxonomy places the organism in Eukaryota, Metazoa, Nematoda, Chromadorea, Rhabditida, Trichostrongylidae.